This is a messenger RNA of Sphaerodactylus townsendi, 429 nucleotides long. RefSeq names its product bone sialoprotein 2-like. The record is from RefSeq and is a predicted model, not a curated record. Bases 1 to 429 code for a protein of 142 amino acids. Lineage: Eukaryota; Metazoa; Chordata; Lepidosauria; Squamata; Sphaerodactylidae. The transcript is spliced from 4 exons.
AUGCCGUUUGUGGCUGAAUUCCAGCAUCACGGUGACACCAACCCCGGCACCUCCCCUCUGGACACCGUUAAUGUACAUGAGGAGGAGGGCGAGGAGGAGGAGCAGAUAGAGGAGGAGGCGGGACCUUCACAACAGCCACCAGAAGAAGUGGAGGUGGAAACAGAGGAAGAGGAGGAGGAAGAUGCUGAACAGGAAACUGCAGUGCCCACAGGUGCAGAGAGCCAGGAAUGUGGGGAAGGAGACAGGGAGAGGACUGCACCAGGAAGAACAGGAGACAUUUUGCAAUCUUUCCACCAAAGAAUUGCCCGCCUGGAGCGCCUCACAGCGAGGCUGUUGAGGGAUGUGCGGGACAUGAAGACCAGCAUUGCCCAGAUUUUGGAGUUGUUGCAGGGAAUGCUGCAGAGGGACAAUCACAGGGGGAAGGCUUGA